CGUUUUACAAUUUGUUACAACUGAGCGAGGCGAGACGAGAGCUUGGAGCUCGGAGCUGCUGCUUUUUGUUACGGAGGCAGCGGCAUCGACAUCGGCAUUGGCGUCUGGGUUUUCGGCCCAACUCAACCUGGCUGCGGCGCAUGCGUGGAUGAUUAGUGAAGUGCGAGACAUCGCGGCAAUCGGACGUUGCAGACGCGUAGAAGAUCGAGAUUAAAUCCCAGAUACAGAGAACGGUACAUAAUGUCGCAGGGCCUUCGUGUUUUAUUUUUUGUGUGUGUCGCGGUGCUCCUAAACGCGGUCGCCUCCUUCGCAUGGAAGCCAAUCGCGGGGGGCUCGCCCAUCGGAAGCACCGCCGCCUACAGCCUCAAGCAAUCGCAUCCCGGCUCGGCGAGCAGCAGCCACGAGAUGUCCACCAGCUUCUCCCAGUUCGCUUCUGGCAGCGAAAAGGAAACAGCCGAGGAUGAGCUGGGGCUCCUGGGCAGGGCGGAUCCCUCCCAGCAUCCCAUCAGCUUUGCUGAUCAUGUGGAGGAUCAGUACGAGUCGUACAGCAUCGAGGAUGAGGCGGCGGCGGCGGCGCCCAAGGAGCCGCUGACCUUCGCGCGGACUCCGCUGUACGGAUCGGAUCGGUGCAGCGUGAAGAAGUUUGCCUUUAACCAGGACGGCGAGGUGGAGUACGGCAAUCCGAUGCCGGAGCUGGAUCAGUUCACGCUCUGCUUCUGGAUGCGGUUCACCAACCACAGCGGCGAUCACGUCCUCCUGACCUAUGAGGCGGGAAAGGAACCACGCGAGGUGCAAAUCUGGGUCGCAAAUGCGCAGAAUUCCAGUUUCCUUUCGAUGGCCAUAAAAGGUCAGCAAAUGUACAGAUUGAACUACCCGCUGAAAAUGCGCCAGUGGCAUCACAUGUGCAGCUCGUGGAAUGGCAAGACGGGCGAGUGGCAGGCCUGGCUGAAGGCAGAACGCAUUGGGCGUGGCUUCCACAACUCGUUGGUGGGUCAUAAAAUCCCAGCGAACGGCAAGUUGCGCUCCGGCGGCUCUUCGGUGACCGGCGAGGUGAGCCACGGCCUGCACUUCGAGAUGACCCUUGUCCAGGUCUACCGGGUGGCGCUCAGUGCGGGGAAGGCGCACCGCGACCACAAGCACCACCAUGUCCACCACUUUGACCACGAGGGCCUGGAGGUGUCCAGCACCACGCGUGCCCCGCCCUCGAUCAAUCGACCCCAGCCCAUGCACACGCUACUGGCCAGCGGACAGAUCCCUACGCGGGUGCGCAUCAACCUGGCCAACCCGCCGCCACCGCCGCCGGCCAAUGGAGCUGCCGCUCCAGCUGCUCCGGCAGCUGCCGCCGAUCCUGCCCAGCAGGCCAUCACCAUCAAUACGAACUUCGUCAACGGACAGAUCAACGCCGGCUCCCGGCUGGUGGCCCAGCAGCUCCUGGGACUCUCGCCGCCGCCGAGCGGUGGUCAACGCUUCCAGAUGCUGAGCAACUCGGCCAACGUGCAGUUCAUCGACGAGACCGAGACCCACAUCCAGUUCAAGCGGGAAGCCGCCGCCUCCUCGAAGAAGCUGCAGAAGCGCGGCCUGGUGCUCCUCGACGAUGGAUCCGUGGUGGACGACGGAUCGGGAACGGACAGCGAGGACGCCAGCCUGAUUUACAAUGGCCUCGCCGACUUCGGGGGCCAGCAGUUCAAGCAGGACCUGACGCUCAAGAUGAGCCUGGAGGAGGAGAUCAGCACGCACGACCGGGAGCCCGCCGAGGAGGAGGUCAAGGCGGUGAUGGCCAUCUGCAGCAGCUGCCACACGGAGCCCUUCCAGGGGGCCAUUGUGUUUGCGUGGAAGGAUGUGCGCGAGCACAUGAACAACGCCCUCAAGGGACUCAGUGUGGGCCAGUGCGGCAACUUCUAGUUGAGAUCCAAGGACCCCAGCUUGAGCUUCCUCUAUCCAUUCCCCAUCUAUCCUAUCCAUCUUUGUUUUUUUUUUGUUUCUUCUAUAUACAUACGACUAAGUAUUCGAUUGGAGUGGGCAUCUUCUGACCAAGUCCACAUGUCCAUGUGGGAGUCAACGCUUUACAGUUACAAUCCUUGACUCGCUCAUGGACACCCAUCCCCAUCCC
Messenger RNA from Drosophila takahashii, 2110 nucleotides. It is a transcript of the gene b6, whose product is annotated as pentraxin-related protein b6. NCBI's taxonomy places the organism in Eukaryota, Metazoa, Arthropoda, Insecta, Diptera, Drosophilidae. The record is from RefSeq and is a predicted model, not a curated record.